Rhodotorula toruloides NP11 is the source of this 591-nucleotide messenger RNA. Its product is annotated as Extracellular membrane protein, CFEM domain-containing protein. The transcript is spliced from 6 exons. Lineage: Eukaryota; Fungi; Basidiomycota; Microbotryomycetes; Sporidiobolales; Sporidiobolaceae. The record is from RefSeq and is a predicted model, not a curated record. Bases 1 to 591 code for a protein of 196 amino acids.
AUGCUCAUCUCAGCCAUCACCGCACUCGCCGCUCUCGCAGGCACAGCCCUCGCCCAGUCCCAGUCCUCGGGAACAGCUUCCGCCUCUCCCGCCGCAUCGACAGCCGCAAUCCCCACCUGCGCAGUCACCUGCCUCGGUACCGCACUCCCCAACUCGCCCUGCGCCCAAUACGGCGUCAGCAACAUCACCUGCAUCUGCACCUCUCAGCAAUUCCAGCUCGCCUACUUCCAGUGCCAGCAGUCGUCGUGCUCGCAGAGUGACUUGCAGGCUGCGGAGCAGUACGGCGCGCAGGUGUGCGAGCAGAAUAAAACGCCCAUUAACAUCAGCGCUGUUCCCAGCGGCUACUCGUCCGGCGCCUCCGCCUCCGCUACUCGCUCCUCGUCCGUCUCCUCCUCAGGCUCGAUGAUGUCCUCCUCAGCCUCCAAGCCCGCCUCGACCUCCGCCUCAGGCGCCUCAGGAUCCGCCGCCUCCGGAUCCGCCCCCUCGUCCACUUCCGCACCCAAGAGCGGAGCACACAAGACCUCCUCCGUCUUCGCGGGUGGAAUCGUCGGAGUCGUCGCGGCUGUGGUGGGCGUGGUCGUCCUCGCCUAG